CUCUUUGGCUGUCUCUUACACGUGGGUGGCGCAGAUGAGCGAGUUUCGCUCGCCCAAGACGGCGGGCGGCAGGUCGUUUGGUCGGUCUAAUAGGGUGAAAUUGCCGCCAUCCUCUCGUGAGGGCGAGAGGAAGAAAGGCGGUGACGACGGCGGAUCGAGCGAGGUUUUGUUGUGGCAUGGGGGCGCAGGAGCUCAAGUUCAACAGAGGAAGCGGCGUCUCGAGCAGAUGUGGAGAGAGAAGAGAGAAGGGGGUGAGUCGCCCGAGAGGUCGAGGCACCGCGGGGUUUCUUUGAGGAGGGAUUCGUCUGAGUCGUCGUCGGUGGUGGUGCCGUCUAAGAGCGUGGUGGUGCCGCCUGAUCGGAGGUUGUUGCAGGGAGCGCGUCAGCGUGGCGAAUUGAGGAAUGGGUCUAGAGUGAAGUUGGACUCGAGUGUUCAGAAUUACGAGGAGUUGGAGAGGCAGAGGGCGUGCGCGGAGGGGGGCAGGGACGGGCAGGAGAGGGGGGCGAAGGCGAGGGGGGUUGAGUCGGGGUUGGCGUCUUCGAAGUCGGAUGGGUUGCCUGGGUUGUGGGCGAUGGUUCGGACGUUGGGGACGUUUGGUGGGGAGGGGGAGGAGUUGUUGAGGGCGCUCGCGUCUCGAGUGCCGUUCCGAUGGUCGUUGUGCGAGAGAGAUGGGGGGGCGUUGAAGGUGGCGUGUCCGACGGUGGAGGAUUUGAGGGCGUUGAUGUCGGUGGGCGAGACGGAGGUGGGGGGGCAGAGGGUGGAGGUUAAGUUGUAUAGGUACAGUGGGAAGAGUGUAGGGAGCGAGUACGACUACGAAGGAGUGGUGAGGGAGAAUUAUUCGGCGGAGUCGGGGGUGUUAGACAUGUCUGGAUGGAGUUACCGCCAGAGAGAACAGCCGGGAUGCGCGUUGUCGGAUGGCGAGUUCAUGUGUGGUUUGUGCGAGUAUUUGGUACGGAGGGUACCGGAGGUGUCGGGGAUAGAUUUUUCGAACAACGCGAUUAGGGAAGUGGGAGAAUUGAGGCCGUUGGCGCAGUUGAAGGGGUUCAGGCGAUUGUCGUUGGCGAGUAAUUUGAUAGAGAGCGUGGGGAAGUUGGGUGUUUUGUCGAGGUUUAGCGAGCUGAUCGAGCUUAGAAUAUCCGGAAAUCCGCUUUGUGAGGAGGAGAACGCGCAGAUUUCGUUGAGGGCGUUGGUGCCGCACGUGACGGUUUUGGACGGCGUGGUCGUACCGCCGCUGAUUACGAUGGGCGUGGAGGAGCCGGGGUCGCCGAGUUUGCCCGAGUCGAUUCCUAUGUCGAUUCAGCCCGUGGAAUGGAGCGAGGUGGUGAAGGCGUUUUUGGACAAAUACAUCAAGGCGUACGAUGGGAAUCGAAAGGAGUUGCUUGGGGCGUACAAGACGGACAGUUUGUACCAUUGUUAUGGGUUUGCUUCGUCGAAGGGCGCGGCGGAUAGAGAGGGGGACGUGUUGAUGGGGGGGAAGUCUGUGAAAGUGCGCCAAUGUGCGAACAACUAUGACAUUAUAUCUGAGUUUUUGAGAUAUCCGCCGACAGUUCAUGAAUUGGAGACGAUUGAGUUAGAUUUUGCGUCGGCCGGUCGUUUUUUUUCUGGUAGUCAUGUCCUGGUUUUUCAGGGACUGAUUAGCAUUAAGCUCGCGGAUAAGGUUUCGAAGCGGCGGUUUUACCGCGCGUUCGUUCUUUGCGUGCAAUCGGCCGACAGCUGGCCGUUUGUGAUUGCGAACGAUCAGAUUCAUAUUUUUGCGCCAGGCAAGUUACGGCGCAUGGCGGUGCCGGUUGGGAGGAACCACUCGCGCAUCGUUGUGGGAUAGGGCGCAGGAGGGGGGGUCGCGAGCGGUCGAGAGGUGUUUGCAAGAGUUUAUGGCGUUCCCCUGGCCGGGGAGGUGUAUUUAGAUCGAGGUAGGAAGCAGCCUUUUUUUUUUUUAGAAAAGAGAAGCGAGGAAAAAAUUUUGUGUUUAUUUGGUUGGUGGCCGGGUUGCGCGCACAGAUUCGGGUCAGAAGCACGGGAACUGACAGCGGAAGGGCACACACCUAUGGAAGUUGAACCCGCGGCGAGUGAAGAUGGGGUGGACAUGGAGAAGGCGGAGGAGAGGUUGGAGGAGAUGGAGAAGAAGCAUCUGGAGGAGCGAAUUGACGAGUUGGAGGACGAAUGGAUGCGAUAUGACAGCGACGAUUCAGAGAACGAGAGGACGUUGGUCACGAUUGGGGACGUACCGGUUCGCUGGUACGAGGCGUUGGAUCACCUUGGGUACGACUUGGAAGGCGAAAAGGUCAAGAGGCCCAAAGGAGAGGGGGAGGUAGACAGAUUUUUAGCGUUGAACCGGGAUCGUUCAGGAUGGAUGUCUGUCUACAACGAGAAGACGGGAAAGAGGGAACUGAUAAGCGAGGGAGAUAUGAAGAUCAUCGAGGCGUUGAGAGAGGGCGUCGCACCGGCGAAAUACGAUCCAGAACAUUGGUUUAUACCGGUGUGCACAAUGAACCCCGACGUGAUGCCGACGAGCGGAGCGCUGAGGUCGAAGAGGGGGUUCGUGCCCAGCCGUUGGGAGGCGCAGAGGAUACGCAGGUUGGCGUACGCCUUGAGGAAGGGGUGGAUUAAGAAGAAGGUGAAGAAGGAGGUGCCGCGGUGGUACAUGAUGUGGAACGAUGACGAGGGAGUGGUGAAGGAGAGAGGAGGGAGAGUUCCGCCGCCGAGGAUGAGACUACCUGGAAACGUGGAGUCAUAUAGGCCGCCCGAGGAGUAUUUGUACACCGAAGAGGAAUUGAAGAAAUGGAAUUCGGGCAGAGAAGGGAAGAUGCUUCCGUUCGUGCCGAAGAGACACAAUGGGCUGCGCGAGGUGAGCGCCUAUAAGAAGUAUCUGAAAGAGAGGUUUGAGAGGUGCUUGGAUUUGUAUUUAUGUACAAGAGAGCAAAGGAGAAGGAAGCCGAUAGAUUUGAAGAAGUACGAGGUGGAGUUGCCCAAUCCAGACGAAUUGCGCCCAUUCCCAUCUAUAGAGAUGCAAAGAUAUGUCGGGCAUGAAGGAUACGUGAGAAAGAUCAGCUUGGAUCCAAAAGGGGAGUGGCUGGUAUCAGGAUGUCAAGAUGGCCGAGUUAGGUUGUAUGAAAUCAAAUCAACCCGUCUUUUAUCGUCUUGGAGCAUGAAUCAGCCCAUAACGUGCGUCGCCUGGUGUCCGAAUGCGACUAUUCCUAUGAUCGCUAUCACGACAGCAUCCACUCUCGGUGUUUUGGUCCCUCUCCCAAUUUUGUCCCCCGAUCAAAUUCAACAUCUUUCGGCCUUGUGGAACGACUACUCUGGCGGGUCCUCCUCUCGUGACAACGUUCAGAAACUCGUCUCUUGGAUGUUGCCCACAUCCCUUCAGCGCCAGGAAGGCUGGCGCCUCUUCAUCGAAUAUGAUCCAGAUCUUACUGGUGCCGAUCUUCACCAUGUCUCCUGGCAUCCUAUGGGCAACUAUAUUAGCACCUCUUCGCCCUCUGGACUCGCAUCAUCUAUUCUUAUUCAUCAAAUCUCCAAAAAGCGCACCCAAAAACCAUUCAAAUCCAGUCGUGGCAUCGUUCAUUCCACGCAGUUUCACCCUUCCAAACCCCUUCUUUUUGUCGCCACGCAUCACUCCGUCCGCGUCUACGACCUCUCUCGCUCUGUCACUCUGAUGAAUCUUCGCCCGAACGCGAAAAUGAUUUCCUGCAUCUCCGUCCACCCCUCCGGCGAUCACCUACUCGUCGGCACCUACGACAAAAAAGUCUGCUGGUUCGACCUCGAUCUAGGUUCUUCCCCAUACAAAGUUUUCCGCUACCAUAAACAGUGUGUGCGCUCGGUCCAAUUCCAUCCUCGCUACCCUCUCUUUGCCACCUGCUCCGACGAUGGCUCCAUCCACGUCUACCACGCUACCGUUUAUCAGGAUCUGCUCACGAACCCUCUCAUCGUCCCUCUCAAAGUCCUUCGCGGACACUCCAUCAAAUCAGACCUCGGCGUCCUCGACCUCGCCUUCCAUCCCACCCAACCCUGGCUCUUCAGCGCAGGCUCCGAUCGCACCGUCCGCCUCUUUGUCUAACCACCCCCUCAAUCGAAGCCUGCCGCUCUCCAAACACAAGCACGACGCGCACGUUCAACACAAACAAAAACGCUCGAAACACAUCUGUCACUCUUCAGCGCGUAAACGUCGACGUUCCAUACGCGCACUGUGUGCCGUGCAUUCAUACACCAUGCACAACACAUCCAUGCUAAUACAUAAUAAAUACACACACACACACUCAUCGA
Messenger RNA from Schistocerca gregaria, 4263 nucleotides. RefSeq names its product ribosome biogenesis protein BOP1 homolog. Gene Ontology annotation, cellular component: preribosome, large subunit precursor; PeBoW complex. Bases 2045 to 4057 code for a protein of 670 amino acids. Gene Ontology annotation, molecular function: ribonucleoprotein complex binding; protein binding. The record is from RefSeq and is a predicted model, not a curated record. Gene Ontology annotation, biological process: ribosome biogenesis; maturation of LSU-rRNA from tricistronic rRNA transcript (SSU-rRNA, 5.8S rRNA, LSU-rRNA). The transcript is spliced from 6 exons. NCBI's taxonomy places the organism in Eukaryota, Metazoa, Arthropoda, Insecta, Orthoptera, Acrididae.